Molecule: messenger RNA, 288 nt
Organism: Musa acuminata AAA Group (dessert banana)
Lineage: Eukaryota; Viridiplantae; Streptophyta; Magnoliopsida; Zingiberales; Musaceae
Product: V-type proton ATPase subunit c''2-like
Exons: 3
Coding region: 1-288 (95 amino acids)
Biological process (GO): proton transmembrane transport
Cellular component (GO): membrane; proton-transporting two-sector ATPase complex, proton-transporting domain
Molecular function (GO): proton transmembrane transporter activity
Source: RefSeq, a predicted model, not a curated record
AUGGCGAGUUCGUGGUCGCGGGCGCUGACGCAGAUCUCGCCCUACACCUUCGCCUCCGUCGGCAUCGCCAUCUCCAUCGGCGUCUCGGUCCUCGGGGCCGCCUGGGGGAUUUAUAUCACCGGGAGCAGCUCGAUUGGUGCCGCGAUCAAAGCCCCCAGAAUCACCUCGAAAAAUCUCAUUAGGAAUUCCUUUACAGCCCAAAUAAGCAUCAGUAAUGAUAGGGGAAUCACCAUGAAAGUCAACGGGGACACGAACCAUGACCCCAGCCAUCCCAGGGCGGGACAGUAG